Molecule: messenger RNA, 567 nt
Organism: Rangifer tarandus platyrhynchus (Svalbard reindeer)
Lineage: Eukaryota; Metazoa; Chordata; Mammalia; Artiodactyla; Cervidae
Source: the annotation of a GenBank genome assembly
AUGAAUGGCCCUCAUACCGGGAUGGGGGCCCCGGGUCCCCGCGGGGCUCCAGAUCUCUCAGACUCGCCCCGCAGCGAGCAACACUCCCGGCUGUUUGCACGCGAGGCGGGGCGCGGGACUCCCUCGGCCCCAGGUGCCCCGAACCCCUCGGCGGCGGAAUCGAGCCGCAGGCAGGGCGGCGCCCGCGAGGACCGCGGGAAGGGGGAGAACGCGGACUGUGAUUCCUGGGUCCGAGAUAAAGUGCUCUUUCUUUUGCACCCGGAGAGGUGGUUGGGGACUCAGGGGGACGCCGCGCGGGAAGAGGUGGCCGAUGAGGAGGACCUUUUCAAGGCGGAAGGACAAGACCAGGCACCCAACUGCUCUCCUCCUCUCUUUCCACGGAAAAUUCGAAUUUCUGGCAGCCGUGUAGACGCUCCCUCUCGAGCUCCCAAACCCCUGCUCGUGCGCGUCUUGGAUUAUGAGGUGACACGGGAAGUCCUGGAGGUCGCUUGGGCGAAGGGCAGCCUGACCACGCUGACAGAGGAGCGCUCCAUGGCCGCGGUCACUUUCCGCACCAACAGGGAGUGA